CGCACACACAUACACACACACCCUGUACAGCCCAGAGCAGGCGCUGCAGCAGAGCGAGAGAGAGCAAACGGUCUCGGGAAAAGAACUGGGAACUGCUAUAUCUGCCUGAGAGUGAAGAGAGUGAGAGAGAAAGAGAAACCCUUGGGCAAGGAAGAUAAGGGAUUGUCAAGAGGUUUAGCAUGUGCUGCUUUCACUGCAUUAAUUGGAUUCUUACAGCACCUUGACCGCUGUCACCGCCUGCCAACUCUGCCUUCAUGUGAUGUCGGCCGGGAUCAGAUGGGAAGACGCAGGAACGCCGUUAACCCUGUGGUGACACUUUGUUUGUUUUCUGUUCUCCAGCUUGCCUUGCUCUUGCAUAUCAUCCCUACGGCUACUCCACCCAUUCCUUCAGCAAACACCGCUGAAUUAAUCAGAGCUGUCCGCACUAAGAGGAUCAAUCGCUUACGUGGUGCUUGACGGGAGCGGAGUACUUACUCUUUUGUUUGGGAGGGAAAUUUCCAGGACUUACUGAUCGGACCAGUCAUCUGGGCAGUCUGCAUGGCAUCUGGGCAGUCUGCACCAGAAAGGGAUGGCAUGCACCUUUGGGUUUCCUUGGGGCACCGCUGUGCAUCUCAGACGUACAAAUGAAGCGCUUUCCCAAAACGGUUAUUAAUGCCGAGACUUCACGAUGUGGAUGUACCACAGUGAGUUUCAAAUCCCACACAAAAGGCAGCGGAAGGACCCUCGUUCUGCUCUGUGUUUGUUAUUUUUGCUUUACUACUAUGGAACAACCCCUUAACCCUUGAGUUUUUCUCCAACAUGCCAUUUUCUUGCCUUAAAAUUUGAUUUACACACUGUGUACAUUUAUAAAUGGGUGAAGUGUCUUCUCGAGACUCUUUUGUGGAAUAGCAUACCAAGAUGAUGUACUCUUCGUUGCUCCAAGUGGACUUCUUGUUUCAGAGAUGCUUGGAGCAGGUUUAAGUGGAGGCAUGUAAGUAGGGUGUAUAAUGGCUAUCACGAGGCCGGCAUAAGAGUUAUUUAUUUUUGAGAAGAGAGGAGCCAACCCGAACCACACCUUUGCUUAAAUGAAGACCGGCCGAAAUUACACAGGAAGGGAGAAAAAAAUGAUGCACGUCAACAAUUUCCCGUUCCGAAGGCAUUCCUGGAUAUGCUUUGACGUGGACAAUGGCACGUCGUCAGGACGGAGUCCUCUGGAUCCCAUGAUGAGUCCGAGUUCGGGCCUGAUCCUUCAGGCCAACUUUGUGCACAGCCAGCGGAGGGAAUCCUUCCUGUACCGCUCCGACAGUGACUAUGACCUGUCGCCAAAGACCAUGUCCCGAAACUCCUCCAUCGCCAGUGACAUGAAUAACCACCUGCCGAGACCGGGUCUGGUCUCUCGGAGAUCUGAGCCGGUUAUUAGUGGAAAGUAAGUUCUGGUUCUGGCUCGCCUGUCCUUACGGCAGCUCCUGGCCUUGCUCUUCCUCGAGGAAUGCUCUUGCUUGUCUAAUCUGCAUCACCUUGCUUCACCUGUAGAUGCCAGCAUCACGGUCUCACAUGCAUUGAGAACCCUCACCAUUUAAUGCACAGAAUGACCAUCAAAUCAACCUGCGAUGGGACAACAAAAUCAUAAUUUUCAGGUUGAUUUGAUUGGGUGAAGAUUCUGGGCAUUAAAACCUCUGUGUGUUGUAAGAGCGUAGGGGAACGUCAUGAGAGAAAUCGCAUGGAGAAGACAGAGUUCGAAUGACAUGCUGCUUGUGACUUGGACGUGUGUGUGAGUGUGUGUUUGUCAAUCUCCAUUUUUGCCAUGAUCCUGCAUUGCAUGUGAGGUGCACAUGUGACUUAUUAUUAUUAUUAUUAUUAUUAUUAUUAUUAUUAUUAUUAUUUCCUCCAGUCAGCUUGAAAACAUUCACUCUAAUGUGUUGCAUUAUUCAAUUUUCCUUAGUGGAUUUAUAUAAGUAAUAAAAUGCUUGACAUUUAAGAGAGGUGGAUGCUUUGUGAACUCUUACGUCAAAUGUUUAAACUGAUUAAUUAGAUUUCGGGCUGCAUUCGUCACAUUCGAACAACAGGGAGAGCCAACAGUACUCCAAAAUGAUCCGCUUUUGUGAAAUACUGCACAGGUCUUUAGUUGCACCACAAUCUAGUGAGUUUACUUCUAAGAUAGCAUCCAAAAAAACACUCAUGGGGACUGACCUUUCACAUUUGACUUCACAAUUGAUUACAAAAGCAUUUUAUUAAGCUAGCAAUUCUAUGCUCUAAUAAGCAAUAUGGUUUAGUGUUGUUUAUUUUAAUUGGAAACAUGAAAUAAAUGUAA
Molecule: messenger RNA, 2290 nt
Organism: Carassius auratus (goldfish)
Lineage: Eukaryota; Metazoa; Chordata; Actinopteri; Cypriniformes; Cyprinidae
Product: cAMP-specific 3',5'-cyclic phosphodiesterase 4D-like
Exons: 3
Coding region: 1065-1409 (114 amino acids)
Source: RefSeq, a predicted model, not a curated record